AUGCCACUUAAAAUAUUAAUUCUAGCUGCUGGCUACGGUACACGUCUUCAACGCGACAUACUCGCUGAUCCCACACAACAAUUCAAAAAUCUCCUCAACACGCCAAAACCACUUCUUCCUCUUGGACCAAACAACGAUGCUCUUCUCACGUAUUGGCUAAACAUUUUUCGUGAAGCGAAAAUCGAGAUUGCCACUACAGUAUACAUUGUAUCCAAUGCGCUAUACCAUUCGCAAUUUGUGUCUUGGGCUCAAGUACAAGGAUUUCCGACGCAAAAUAUUGUCAGUGACGGAACCGAAACUAAUGAAAAACGAGUUGGGGCUGUAGGUGAUGUUGCCUUUGCCGUUGAACAUUUUGGUUGGUUCAAAGACGCGUGGUCAAAAGAAGACAUAGAUUUGUGUAUUAUUGGUGGUGAUACUCUUUUUCAAAAGAAAGGGUUUUCUUUUAAGAAAUUGUGGCGCGUUUAUGAGGAAAAGUGUAAAAAAAAGUACAAAGCGAGCUUAAUUACCACUUAUCGUGUGUCUGACGAAGAAGUUAUUCUCGAAUUCCACGAAAAACCUCGACCCGAGAAAACAAUUUCGCGUAAUGCUUGCCCAUGCUUUUACUUUUUUAGAAGAGAGAUGGUCGGUCUGUUACGUGCAUUCCUACAAGAAUCUGAGCAGCGUGGGGAUCCGCUGGAUAAACGAGAUGCAAUUGGUAAAGUGUUAGCGUGGAGUAUUAAUGGCGAGUUAGAAACAUUUUAUGCGGUGCACGCGGAGGGAAGGAUUGAUGUUGGUGAUUUGCAGGGGUAUAUUAAGGCAAGAAAGUAUUUCGAAGAGAUUGAGUUCUGA
Ambispora leptoticha is the source of this 828-nucleotide messenger RNA. The record is from the annotation of a GenBank genome assembly. Lineage: Eukaryota; Fungi; Glomeromycota; Glomeromycetes; Archaeosporales; Ambisporaceae.